UUAAAAUUCGUGUACGCAGCUUGCUCCAAAAUCAGGUUUCCCAUGAAAAAACUCCCAUCAUCUUUUGGAGGCAACUUAAAUCAGUUUUAAUUUGCAAUGACGCGUUUGAUCCGAACAAGGAAGUUUCUUGGAAAGAUAUGUGAAAUGAGCUCCUACUUAUAUUUCGUCAUCACAAUCAUGGCAAUAAGAGCAUCUCAUUAUCAACUGAUUUUUUGGAUUUCUGACAAACAAUUCAUUCCUUCUGUUAUCCGAAUUCAACUCAUUAAUCAUCCAAAAAAGGUAAAUUAUCACAUAUGGAAACCGCAGCAAUAUUUGUGGGGAUUUUUGGUAUAUUAACCUAUUUAUGUGAGGUAGCCAGUAUUGAUGAGAGGAAACAAUUUCUUGAGGGUGAAACUGAGUACUUUAGUGCUAGGAUGCAGGACAUUAAGAGGGAAAUGUCUUCCACUCGGGUUCAACUAGGAAAAAAGCGAAAGCGAGAUGAGUGCCACUGGUUGGCUGAGGGUGAAAGGCUUGUGCAGGAAGCACAAUGCUUGAUAAGGCCAGUUGGAGGGUGGAGGGGUUUCCUCAUGGCUGCAAAGAUGAGAUGGGGUAUUUACAAAUUGGCUUAUGGUUUGAAAGUCCAUGAUAAAAAGGGUGAUAUUCUCCUUAGACAGGCUUUGUCUGAUGCAAGAGGCCUGUGUCGUGGACAUCAUAUACCGGUGAAACAAUUAGUUGGCCGACUUACUUAUAAGACUUUGGACCGACUUAAGCUUCUGUUAGAAGGUGACGAGAUUGGAAGGGUUGUUAUUCAUGGGAUAGAAGGGAUAGGGAAAACUUUUUUGAUGAAGCAUCUGCACAACUAUGCGCUUAAUUUCUUUGAUUAUGUAGUGUGGGUCACUUCCCCUAGUGAGUUCACCGUCAAGUGUGUGCAAGACGUUGUUGCUGCUGCGGUGAACUGUGAGUUUUCUAGUGAUGAUGACUUGUUUGUAAGGGCUAAAAAACUGUCAGAUAUACUUGCCAGUCUUGGUACUUUUGCCCUUUUCUUAGAUGGUGUACCAAAAGCUAAUUUUACUCUGGAACAAGUAGGAAUACCAGUUCCUGCUAAAGGGAGCAAAUGCAAGCUGGUAUUUACUACUAGCUCUUCCUUAGAGUGUAGACUGCUGGAUUGUUUUGAAACAGUUGAGAUUGAGCACCUUCCAAAAGAAGAUGCAUACGAGUUGUUCAGACGUGAGGGUAAUUUCGGGGAAGGAUCUAUUUCUUGCUUUGAUGGUAUUCCGAGUUCACUUGUUGAUUUGUGUUUUGGAGUGCCACGUAUGAUUGAAAACAUAGCUACUCGCAUGUGUAGUAUAGAUGACCCCCAUGAAUGGAGAUAUGCCUUGUUUGAAUUAGGAAGUCUUGUGAUGAAGAAGAAGCUUCCCCUGUUCCACUUAGGAAAGAGUGAGACAACUCCAUCUACUCGCAAGGUUAGGUUGACUAGGAAUUCAAUGAAGUAGUGCUUAUAGGGAAGAGGUAUGUUUUGUUAUGUCAGAUGAGUGGAGCAUGGAGUCACUUGAAUCACUUGCGGGGGUUGUCAGUUGUCCACUUGUCCCUACAGCUGAGAUUUUCUGUUCCCUAAACCACUGGGGCUCAAUGUCAAGAAAACGCCUUGAUGGUUCUUUAAGUCCUUAUCGGUGUCCAGUGAUGUUGUAAGUAAAUAAUUCAUAUUAGACUGAUUGAAAAGUUUAACUUGUGAUAGGGAAGGAAUGCACUAUGAAGUUUAGUGAUUAUGAGGUAAUUUUCUAGUUUUGUAACAGUUGAAUGGGGGAUUUUACAAUGACGAGGUAUCAGAAUUUACUUACACUUUCCUGCUUCAGCUCAAGUUAUUUCUUUGGUCAGGGGGAAACUAAAUAUAUUAUGCUUUCAUCUAAGUCUUUAGUUUUUGUUACUCACGAGGAGUAUAAUCAGAUCCUUAGGCUGCAGCAAGGGGAAUGUGAAAUGCAGUAAUAGCACAACUUUACCCUAAUUAGUCGAGACCGAUAGACAUACUGUUUUAAUUGUAGCAAUGUUAUGUGUAAGAUGGAUCAAGGAACAAUAGAAGAGAGCGCGUGGGGAUAACUGAUUUACUCGUAAUAGUUUAAUAAAAUAUGAAGAUUUCUAACAAUUUAGCCAUUUUGUUUUAAAGGGGAGGAGGGAGUGGAGGGAAUCGGGAUACACUGCCAAUAACUUUAGGUUUAAAUUUAAAAAUAGGCCGAGACCCUCUACCUGGGAUCUUCUGCAUGAAUCCUUUAGCGUCAAAUUUCUAAUUUUUUCAAUGAGCUCACACUAUUCUUUAUCCAUUCCUUGUUUGAAAGCACUUAGAAUCCAACAUGAUUCAGAUUGAAAUUUCAAACUGCUGAGUACAGGUGAUCUAAUAUUUGUAUCUUCUUAUCAUUUUGUUUCCUUUUCAUAUAGUUCCUUCCCCCUGUUUCCUUUUACAUAUCAUUCUAGAUUGCAUACAAUGUCGAUUCUUCCAAAAUUAUUUUUCAGACAAAUCUACUGUGUAAUUGGCCAAGGGUAGUUCAAAUCUAAUAAUUGUUUUCUGAAAAUUGUUAUAUAUUGUCUACUUCCCUGCUGCAUAACUGAUUGAUUUGUUACCAACAGGAAACACAUCACUUUUUGAGUUUUUGUUCAUCGCUUCCGUGCUCUGCAACUGCAGUACUUUUCAGUUUUCCACUGCUAAUACUAGGAGAACAAAUGUGCAAAAAGUACUUGUAAAUUAGUUUUUCAGACAUGGUUCAUUUUCAUUUCAUGUAUCAUGUAUCAUGUAUCAUGUUGUAAGAUCUAUGGGAGUAUGAACGUUCCUUAUAAAUAUAAAGCAAGUGACAGCUUCUAGUUCCGUAGACUUAUAUUGGCCGUUAAUUUGCUGUCAAAAUACAUAUCCCCUAAUGCAAAGGACAAAUUAAGGCAUGAUACAUGAUUGAAAGGACAACUAUGAACUUAGAGGAAAUCCAUUUUCAGUUAUUUUUGCGGUCAAAAUAUUGUUUUGGUUGCAACCAAAAACAUAGAAGGCCAUUGUACUCUGUAGCCAAUCAGUGUUACUAUAUCAAGCCUGCAGCUGCCGGGUUUUUUUAACAAGUUUUCUCGCCUUACCACAGCAGGCAACCACAAUUCUCAAUAAUUAAAAGUGGUUCUGAUAGAGAAAGCCAACAGCUACAUGAACCUUACAAACAUUUUGUGAACAUGUUCAUCUUGGAGUAAUGCUUUAUUGAGCCAAAAAACUGCACCUUUUAAUACUUUAGUCUGUCCAAUUUAGCUGUCACAUUUUCUGGCUUAAUGGUGCUUCUUAGAGAAUCUAUCAGGCAUCAAUUUUUCUGAUCAAUGUUGUUUUACUUGACUGUAGUUAGGAAGUUCCCUAAAUUCCAAAAGCUGUACAAAGGCCCCUGAAGUUGAAGUAUCAUGAAAUGAACCCGGUCGGCAUUCUCUCGGAUUAGCAUUUUAAUGUUUGUCUCUGAUAUGAAGCUGCCAGGAAGCAAAGCUGGACUAUACUGUCUUCCAAGCACAUGAACCCAAAUUUGAGCUGCUCCAGUAUCUUAGCCUCAUCAUCGUGGAUGCCUGCAAUGUCACCCUUCAGCUCAUUCAGACGGUUUCUCCAUUCACGAAGGUCCUUUAUCCCGGCCAUUGAUCGGGCUACGAAGAUGAUAGCCAGUGGCAUUUUUGCACACUGAUUCGCCACUUGGACUGCUAUUUGCUGGAUCUUCUGCUUUUGCUUCAAGUGCACCCGGGAAGGAUCAUCAUCGUGUCUAACUUCAUGUAAGAACAGUUCCUGGGCUUCUUUCUCGCCCAGCAGGUCCAUCUUGAGGGUGAGGUCGCACCGCAUCCUGUUGCAUAUGUCUUUGGACUGUGUACUAAACACCAGGAUGCAGUUGACAUUACAAGGUGCAUUAAGUUCAGAUUCAUAUUCAGUAGUGCUACUACUACUACCAUCACUAACCAGAGAUGAUAUUCCCAGCAGUUCAUAAGCUUAAAAAGCCUCUCUCACAUUGUCCAGGAAGAGAACGGUACGGCCUUCGCCUAUUUCUUGGAGUCUCGCCAUUAAUCUUCCUGCCCUUGUCUCCUCAUUGUGAUAAUUGUUAUCUAAAUCAAUCCACAUCCCAUCAGCCACACGCUUCUGCAACGCCUUAUUAUAGUUGGUAUGAUCAGGCUGCCUUAUUUCAGGUGCUGUGGCCCAAAACACCGCUUUGAAGCCCUCCUUAUCAUCAUAUAUUUCAUUGUAGAGGUACUUCAUGAAAUUAGUCUUCCCAGAUCCCACCGAGCCAUAGAUACCGAUGCAUUGAGCAUCACCGGUUUUCAUGGCUUGAAGAGUAGCCCACGGGUGUUAUCACCCACAUACUGAUCCCCCACUAGUAACUUCUCCCCACGUGUUCUAACCUCGUUGUUUGUCAAACCUUCCUCCACCAACUCUCUUCCUUUUCUAAAUAGCUCCUCUCCUUCUCUCCGGUGGCGUUCAAUAUGUGGCACCCACCACAUACGUUCCACCUUCCACUGCCCCUCUUGGCUUCUCCCCAACACCCUCUCUGCUGACUCCUUGUGCCGUUUUACUUGCUUGAAAUAGGCAUUUAUCACUUUCUUGCGCUUCUUGCCUUGUUUCUCCGCCUCUUCCUUUGUUGCUUGUUUAUCCAUGUCAUCCACUUUGCUCUUUAGUUCCUCUAAGUUGUUCUUCAACUCACAGUGUCUCGCAUCCACCUCCACAAACCAUUUCCCAAAUUCGUAUAUCUUUCGCACUAACCCCAAGAUUCUUGCCAUGUUUGUUUUAUGUCCUGGUGGUACACAGGUCUUUGUAGGGAUCAAUAUACACACACGGAGCUGUCCGCCCAAAUAUGAAGAAUCCUACAUGCCAAUUACCCCGCUGUCAUAGAUGAGCCUGAAACAAUAGAGAAAUCAUUUUAUUGCUUUUUGUACAUGAGCCUGAGUCGCGUGACAUAAAGUGUAUUUGGUACUUCAAUAUAUGAUAAACCUUGAUUAUUAUUUGAGUUUCAGUUCUCAUACUUUGCCACUAACAUGACCAUGACAUGGUUGCUCCUAUCUGAACUUGACAUGAGCAGACCAGCCUGGUAACUGAAAAGUCUGAAGUUUCUAAAACUAGAUUAUCAUGUUUAGUUGGUUACCUGUAAUUCCUAAGAGAAAUAACUGUGCUCAAAUCCUAGUCCUGCUCAAGCUAGGCACAACCUGUGUGGUAUGAUCCAGUUUUUGCUAUGUUUGUGCAGAAUAUUUGGGCCGAAAUCCAGGUUUCUUAAAGGCCCGAAAAUACAUUGUAAAGGUUUGUUUGGUUGGUGUUGGUGUAUGAGGAGCCACAAAGGAUAGUGAAGACGUGAAGUAGACGAGCUUUGAUCGAAGGUUUUGGAUGAAACAAUGAAAAAACUUGAUAAGUUGAAGAAAAGGAACAGAUAUGUAGCUGAUGAUAAGCAGAAACUCUCAAAGUGUUAUCCUGAUAUUUGGGCUUUUAUGAUUGGUAAACACAGAAAAGGUUAAUAUAAGGAGCAUUGAUUUCGGUUUUACUGUUAUAUAUUGCUUAGUUGUUGGUAACGAAGAAGCUAAGAAUGUAGCUAGCAACUUCAGGCGAAACCAAGAGACCCUGAAGUCAACUGGAAAUGAUAAAGUGGUCUAUGGAUCUUAAAGUGGAAGGAGGAUAUGAGUUUCAUUUUGGACAAGACUUUGUCAAGUCUUUUCUUAAUAUUUUUUGGUAAUCUACUUGAUAGUAGUUUUGUAGUCUUGGCAAAUGAUUUUUAUUUUUAUUGGCAAGAAGGACCCUGUUGAACCAACGUGUACCUAUCACUGGGGUCAGCCAACCCCAACAAAAUCUUGACAACAGGGGGUGGUAAAUGACUCUCUACUCUCAAACACAAGCAGAUGGUGAGGCUCGAACUUGUGUCCUUCAAGUCAUUAGGGGAAUUCGCCACCAUUUCCACCUAGUAAUCUUGGUUUGGUAGAUAAAUUGAUGUGUAUGUGUUAUUAGAAUAUUAGGUGAUCGUACAUGGGUAUAACUAUAUAAUAUAAUAUUUGUAUAAUUGUAUAACCCCCGUAUAAUUGUACAUGGGUAUCCUUUUAUAUUUCUUUACUUGAUGGAAGAGUAUUGUCCAUGCUAAGGUAUUGAAUUUAAGGAUUCCAUCUUAUGUGGAUUUUGAA
Messenger RNA from Spinacia oleracea (spinach), 6120 nucleotides. RefSeq names its product probable disease resistance protein At1g52660. The record is from RefSeq and is a predicted model, not a curated record. NCBI's taxonomy places the organism in Eukaryota, Viridiplantae, Streptophyta, Magnoliopsida, Caryophyllales, Amaranthaceae. The coding region runs from base 294 to 1472 and encodes 392 amino acids. Gene Ontology annotation, molecular function: ADP binding. The transcript is spliced from 3 exons.